CCGCGGCUGAGCCGGGACCGACCUAGGGCGAGGGAGCUGGUAACUGGGACCUCCCCCUUCCCAGAGGGGCCAAUAGUUCAGUCCAACAUGGCUGCCACCAUGAAGAAAGCGGCUGCUGAAGAUGUCAAUGUUACUUUUGAAGAUCAACAGAAAAUUAACAAGUUUGCAAGAAAUACCAGCAGGAUUACAGAGCUGAAAGAAGAAAUAGAAGUUAAAAAGAAACAACUUCAGAAUUUGGAGGAUGCAUGCGAUGACAUGAUGAUGCUUGAUGAUGAAGAUUCAAUACUGAUACCGUAUCAGAUUGGUGAUGUUUUUAUCACUCAUUCUCAAGAUGAGACACACGAGAUGCUGGAGGAGGCAAAGAAAAACUUACAAGGAGAAAUUGAAGCGUUAGAAUCUCGAGUGGAAUCAAUUCAGAGGGUAUUAUCUGACCUGAAGGUUCAGCUUUACGCAAAAUUUGGAAACAAUAUAAACCUUGAAGCUGAUGAUAGUUAAUUUUUUCCUAAAUACACAGUAUGCAGUUUUUGGUAUUGGUUUAUUAAAUGUGAUUCUUGACAUUUCCUUUCUUUCCAAUAAUGUUUUUUUAAAAAAAUCCCACUCAUUUAUUUUAUGGCUUUCCAGUCAUGAGUUCUACCUAUAUAACGAAAGCUUUCUUAUUUUGCUUGCCUACAACUAUUUAUUUGUUUCAGGAAAAGCAAUAGCCUUCCAUGUGUUGCUGAUGCACAUCAAGAUUGAGGUCUUUACAUUCUCUUUAUUAAAAUAAUAAUUAAGUCAAGCAAA
Molecule: messenger RNA, 780 nt
Organism: Gopherus flavomarginatus (Mexican gopher tortoise)
Lineage: Eukaryota; Metazoa; Chordata; Testudines; Testudinidae
Gene: PFDN4
Product: prefoldin subunit 4
Exons: 4
Coding region: 88-495 (135 amino acids)
Biological process (GO): protein folding
Cellular component (GO): prefoldin complex; cytoplasm
Source: RefSeq, a predicted model, not a curated record